This is a messenger RNA of Penicillium arizonense, 2148 nucleotides long. RefSeq names its product ATP-dependent DNA helicase 2 subunit KU80. Gene Ontology annotation, biological process: double-strand break repair via nonhomologous end joining; DNA recombination; telomere maintenance. Gene Ontology annotation, cellular component: nucleus; Ku70:Ku80 complex. The transcript is spliced from 11 exons. The record is from RefSeq and is a predicted model, not a curated record. Bases 1 to 2148 code for a protein of 715 amino acids. Lineage: Eukaryota; Fungi; Ascomycota; Eurotiomycetes; Eurotiales; Aspergillaceae. Gene Ontology annotation, molecular function: double-stranded DNA binding; telomeric repeat DNA binding; damaged DNA binding.
AUGGCGGAAAAAGAGGCUACAGUAUACAUUGUGGACAUGGGUAAGUCCAUGGGCGAGCGCCACCAUGGCCGCUCCGUGACCGACCUCGAAUGGGCCAUGCAGUAUGUCUGGGAUAAGAUCACCUCCACGGUGGCUACCGGUCGCAAAACUGCUACUUUGGCUGUGGUUGGACUCAGGACAGACGAAACUCGCAACGAGCUUGAUGAGGAGGAGAACUACCAUAAUAUCUCAGUUCUCUCGGAUUUGGGCCAAGUCCUCAUGCCUGACAUUCGGAGGCUCCGCGAAACAAUCAAGCCCAGUCGAACUAACAGAGGCGACGCUAUCUCUUCAAUUGUCAUCGCCAUGCAGAUGAUCAUCACCUACUGCAAGAAGCUCAAAUACAAGCGGAAGAUUGUUUUGGUGACGAAUGGCACCGGCUCUAUGAGCAACGAGGGCCUCAAGAGUAUCGUUUCAAAACUUCAAGAAGACAACAUUGAGCUGGUGAUCAUUGGAGCCGAUUUCGACGACUCUGAGUACGGCGUUAAGGAAGAAGACAAAGACAGUAGAAAGGCUGACAACGAGGCUCUUCUCCGUGUCCUUGCUGAAGACUGCGAUGGAGUGUUUGGAACGCUGGAGCAAGCCGUUUCGGAACUUGACAUUCCUCGAAUCAAAGUGACCAAGAGUAUGCCCUCUUUCAAGGGGCAUCUGCAGCUUGGUAACUCCGAAGAAUACGAGACCGCAAUCCGCAUACCCGUGAUGCGAUACUUCCGUACAUACGUUGCCAAACCACCAUCAGCAAGUUCUUUCGUGUUGCGCUCCGGAACUGAAGCUGGGCAAGAAUCUGCCCCCGGAAGCCAGGCUCCGGGUGAAGACGAUACACUGACAACAGUACGGACGUCACGGACAUAUCAGAUCAACGAUCCAAAUGCUCCGGGUGGAAAGACAGAUGUGGAACGAGAUGAUCUGGCAAAGGGGUACGAGUACGGACGUACGGUCGUUGCCAUCGAACAGACCGACGAAAAUGUCACGAAUCUGGAGACUUUCGCAGGCAUGGAAAUAAUUGGCUUCAUCCAGAGUGACAAGUAUGAACGGUACUUGCACAUGUCCAACACCAAUGUCAUUAUCGCCGAACGGGCAAAUGACGCCGCAUCGCUUGCAUUGUCCUCUCUUAUCCAUGCACUAUAUGAGCUGGAGUCAUAUGCGGUUGCUCGAUUGGUGACCAAAGAGAACAAGCCCCCUAUGCUCAUCUUGCUGGCUCCCUCUAUCGAGCCGGAUUAUGAGUGCUUGAUCGAAGUACAGCUUCCAUUUGCUGAAGACGUGCGAUCAUAUCGCUUCCCGCCUCUGGAUAGGAUCAUCACAGUCUCUGGUAAGGUGGUUACUGAACACCGCAACCUCCCGAGCGAUAGCUUGAAGGAUGCGAUGAGCGAUUACGUUGACAGCAUGGAGCUGGAAACCACGAAUGAUGAAGGUGAACCUACUAAUGAACUUCCAAUCGACGAGUCAUUCUCCCCAUUGCUGCACCGCCUAGAAUCAGCUGUUCGAUACCGCGCAGUGCACCCCAACGACCCAGUCCUCGAUCCCUCAGAACGCCUCACCCAAUUCGCCCAACCCUCGGAAGCACUGGUCAAGAAGUCGAAAUCUUACCUCGAAAGAUUGAUGUCGGUAGCAGAUAUCAAGAAGGUCCCACCAAAAACAAAGGGCCGUAAACGCCAACGCGAAACCGAGAAACCCCUCUCAGGUCUGGACGUGGACGCCCUCCUAAACCUAGAACCCAAACGCACAAAGAUCUCCGCGGAAAACGCGAUCCCCGAAUUCAAACAAACACUCUCACGCGCCGACAGCGUCGACGCAAUCCAGGACGCCGUAAAGCAAAUGGCUGACAUCAUCGAGACUCAAAUUAAGCACAGUCUCGGCGAUGCCAACUAUGACCGAGUCGUUGAGGGACUUGGCACUAUGCGCGAGGAACUCGUGGAUUAUGAAGAGCCUUCUUCUUAUAAUGACUUCCUGCGCCGGCUUAAGGGGAAGUUAUUGGCGGAGGAACUUGGUGGGGAUCGGAGGGAGUUGUGGUGGCUUGUUCGACGGAAUAAGUUGGGUCUUAUUGACAAGAGUGUUGCGGAAAGUUCGGAUGUUUCUGAGGUCGAGGCUCAGGAGUUCCUUGCUGCUAACUAA